UCUUCCUCCACCGUAACCUCCAUUAGCACCGCCGUUGAAAGCUUAACAGAGGCUGCUGUGUUCUUCCAGCAAUGCUAAUGGCUUCCCUACCAAAUUCUUCCGUUUUUCUCAUCGUCACCGUUCUCAUCACGUUAGGAAUUACGAAUGUUUCCGCCGGAUCUUUCACGCUGCACAACGGCUGCACGCACACGGUCUGGCCCGGAACACUUUCCGGCAACGGCGGAGCCCUUCUCGGCGAGGGCGGCUUCGCUUUGUCCCCGGGCGAAAGCAGACAGCUUCAAGCUCCGGCUGGAUGGUCGGGCCGGUUCUGGGCAAGGACGGGCUGUAACUUCGACGCUAACGGUAACGGCAAGUGCGUCACCGGCGACUGCGGCGGCCUCAAGUGCGCCGGCGGCGGCGUGCCUCCGGUGACGCUAGCCGAGUUCACCAUCGCCAACGGAAACGCCGACAAGGAUUUCUACGACGUCAGCCUCGUCGACGGCUACAACGUCGACCUCGGCAUCAACCCCUCCGGCGGCUCCGGCGACUGCCAGUACGCCGGCUGCGUCGCCGAUCUCAAUACCAACUGCCCGCAGGUCCUCCAGGUCACCGAUUCCGGCUCCGUCGUCGCCUGCAAGAGCGCCUGCGCCCAGUUUAAUACCCCGGAAUAUUGUUGCACCGGCGACCACAACACGCCGGCGACAUGCUCGCCGACUCAGUAUUCCCAGAUUUUCAAGAACGCGUGCCCUAAGGCGUACAGUUACGCGUACGAUGAUGCUUCCAGCACUUUCACCUGCGCCGGCUCCGAUUACUUGAUCACCUUCUGUCCAAGCAGCUGAUCAAAGCUUUAAAGAAACAACAAAUUAUCUGCAUCGUAGUGAAUGCAUAUCGUUUUUCAACGUUGAAAUACUGUAAUAAUUAGCAUUUAAUGACUUAUUAUUGUACCAUCUGCUCUUAAUUAAUGUAUUAAGUUUAAAAUGAUUGAAUAAAUCUUUCUAUUCUGCUUCCAAA
This is a messenger RNA of Ipomoea triloba (trilobed morning glory), 990 nucleotides long. RefSeq names its product pathogenesis-related protein 5-like. The transcript has 2 exons. The coding region runs from base 72 to 818 and encodes 248 amino acids. The record is from RefSeq and is a predicted model, not a curated record. Gene Ontology annotation, biological process: defense response. NCBI's taxonomy places the organism in Eukaryota, Viridiplantae, Streptophyta, Magnoliopsida, Solanales, Convolvulaceae. Gene Ontology annotation, cellular component: extracellular region.